AUCAGUCAGUACAUUGCAGACAGAUGUGAAGGUCGAUUAAAUCUUUUAUCUGUCAAUCUCUAGACUAACAUUCUUUUAGCGUAACGUCAUGUCCUGGAUCGUACACCUCCUGCUGCUAGGUAGCACGCUCAGCGUCUACCUAGGUGACGCAGGAGUGCUGUCCACAGAGCAGGUGGGGCAGUACUACCACCAGCGAGUGGGAAUACCGAUGGCGGAGGCGAUGCGUCGUGCGGAACUUUCUCGCAAUAACACCAAUAGAAUUACCAACGGAUCCCGUUCUCCACUUGGAGCAUUCCCCUUUGUGGGUGGUCUACUGAUCCAGCUAUCAUCGGGCCCGUUGUCGAUGUGCACUUGUUCAUUACUAAGCGCAACUCGUGCUGUGACCGCGGCGCACUGCGUGUGGGACGGCCAGGACCGCGGGCGCACAUUCACCGCGGUCUUCGGUUCCACUAAGAUAUUUCGCGGCGGCACCAGAGUCACCACAAAUGAGGCGCUCCGACACGAGGACUACAAACAACGCACGUUAAACAACGACAUUGCAUUACUAAUGCUCCCUACAGUUACCUUUAGUGCUAAAGUGGCCCCCAUCAGCUUACCUUCGGGAGCGCUACUACAACGUGACCUGGCGGGGUACGCUGCGCAGGCCAUCGGCUUUGGAAUCACCAAGGAUGGCGGUCACGUGACGAAUGACCAGUUCCUGAACAAUGUGACACUGAAGGUGAUCAGUAACGAUGUGUGCGGACGCACUUUCGUUGACAUCAACAAGUCAAAGCUGUGCACGAGUGGGGAGCGGGGCAGGAGCGUUUGCUUCGGGGAUUCCGGGGGACCCCUCGUCAUCAAACACGAGGGAAAGCACGUCUUGGUGGGGGUGUCCUCUUUUAUUUCGGGUCGCGGCUGUCAGGGUGGACUGCCGGCGGGCUUCGCGCGUGUCACAACCUUCGUCCCCUGGAUACAGUCGCACAUGUAGUGGUUUUACUACAACUAUAUCAAACUUGACUAAUACUUUUACCUAAUUAUGACAUGUCAUGUAAAUUGACUUAGGAAUUUGUUACAUUGAUAUUACUUUAACGUACUAAUACAAACACAUUUACUAAGGUUU
Molecule: messenger RNA, 1099 nt
Organism: Papilio machaon (common yellow swallowtail)
Lineage: Eukaryota; Metazoa; Arthropoda; Insecta; Lepidoptera; Papilionidae
Product: collagenase
Exons: 6
Coding region: 89-967 (292 amino acids)
Biological process (GO): proteolysis
Molecular function (GO): serine-type endopeptidase activity
Source: RefSeq, a predicted model, not a curated record